This is a messenger RNA of Sinocyclocheilus grahami, 1766 nucleotides long. RefSeq names its product mitochondrial rRNA methyltransferase 3b (gene mrm3b). The transcript has 5 exons. Bases 1 to 1149 code for a protein of 382 amino acids. Lineage: Eukaryota; Metazoa; Chordata; Actinopteri; Cypriniformes; Cyprinidae. Gene Ontology annotation, biological process: RNA processing. The record is from RefSeq and is a predicted model, not a curated record. Gene Ontology annotation, molecular function: RNA methyltransferase activity; RNA binding.
AUGGUAGCAUUUGUAAACUCACAUCCCGGAAAUUCACUUGUCAAACCGGGGGAUUCAGUACAGUUCUCACAAUUACCUCAGGAGAAGGUGAUAAACGCAGACCUCUGCGACAAUCAUCAGCCCACCACAUUGUCCCGUUUUGGAGAAGUUGAUGGUUUGUUGUAUGAGAAAGCACAACCUGGGGACAAGAGUUUGACGAGGUUGGUCAGCAUAGCUCGAUCUAAGAAGCUUCGGGAGCAGCAAGGUAAAGUUGUUCUGGAGGGAAAGCGUCUUAUACGCAGCGCUCUGGAUGCAGGGGCCGUAGCGCAAACUGUUUAUUUCAGUUCAGUGGAUGCACUGCGGGAGCUUCCCCUGGAUAAACUCAGCCGUACCAGCAUUGUGAAAGUCAGAAAGGAAGAUCCUAAAAUCUGGUCUGAUCUUGACAUCUCAAAAAACAUAAUAGCCAUAUUCAAGCGGCCCGAAGCAUCCCAUUUAACAUUCUCAGAAGAAAAGUAUGGCAAGCCUGUGCCUCUGACACUGAUUUGUGACAAUGUGAGAGACCCUGGAAACCUGGCCGCAGUGUUACGCUCUGCUGCUGCCGCCGGGUGUCACAGUGUGCUGCUCACUAAAGGAUGUGUGGAUGUUUGGGAGCCCAAAGUUCUUAGGGCAGCCAUGGGCGCUCACUUCUGUCUCCCUGUAAUCCCAAGCCUAACAUGGAGUGAUAUUCCAAGUCACCUGCCCAAAACAGCAACCAUUCACGUAGCUGACAACUGCAGCACCACCUUGACUGAAGAUAACAAUACCGUAAUCCCUCAACAACAGAAAAAGCCUUCUGAUUACGGUUGGGUCAGAGGACAUCAGUACCCAAGGAAGGUGGAAUAUGAGGAUGAUGAUUUCUGUGGCUUUGAGGAUUAUGAUAGUGGCAAAUCCCUCGAGACGCAGUAUUAUUACAUUGAUUGGGUUGCUAGGCACACAGGUCUUGUAAUUGGUGGAGAAUCACACGGUCUGAGUCGGGAGGCUUUGCGAUUGGCUGAGAGGACUGGAGGACGGAGGUUACUGAUCCCCAUGGUAUAUGGUGUGGACAGCCUGAACUCUGCCAUGGCUGCAAGUAUUUUGCUUUUUGAAGGAAGGAAGCAGCUGCUGUCACUGGCUGAGAAGAUAAGAAGUUGACAGAGACCACAGCUUCGUGAAAAAAGAUGAUAACGCCAUGCAAUCAUUACAUAAUGUAAUGUAAUAUAAACACAUCCAGUAUGUUUUUCUGUGAUAUUUAAAUAUUUGUAUGUAAAUAAGGCCUUUUGAUCUGACUGGAAUUCAUUCAUUCAAAAUGGAAAAAUACUAUUGAUUUAUGAGGAAAAAAAUAAAUAAUUUCCAUGUCCUCAGUAUUGAAAUAAACCGGUUCAAAAUUAUGGCCGCAGUAUGUUUUGGGAGUAAGACUUGACUGGGGGAAAAAAAUGUUUUAAAGACACUUGGAUUGCAGGCCAAGUGUAUGAUAUAUGCAAGGACACUAUAAAGAGACAUCAUGUAAAGCACGGUUCAAUUUGCAAUUACUACAUCAUAACCAGAAGUUCUAUGGAAGCAUAUAUGUAGCAAUAUUCAACUUCAAAUACAAAAUGGCAAGAGUUAAAAUGUAUAACCCAAACUGAUGGGAUAUUUUUAUCAUGUCCAAGCAAAGACUGUAGCAAAAUUUUCAUUUAAAUGUCAUUUUUCUUAAAUGCAUUUACACUAAUGGAUAGGACACUUGGGGUUGCAUAUUCAUUAAAAUAUGAUAAAUAUAGCAAAACGCUGUC